Daucus carota subsp. sativus is the source of this 2303-nucleotide messenger RNA. RefSeq names its product phosphoribosylaminoimidazole carboxylase, chloroplastic. Gene Ontology annotation, molecular function: phosphoribosylaminoimidazole carboxylase activity; ATP binding; metal ion binding. Lineage: Eukaryota; Viridiplantae; Streptophyta; Magnoliopsida; Apiales; Apiaceae. The transcript is spliced from 16 exons. The record is from RefSeq and is a predicted model, not a curated record. Gene Ontology annotation, biological process: 'de novo' IMP biosynthetic process. Gene Ontology annotation, cellular component: chloroplast. The coding region runs from base 96 to 2000 and encodes 634 amino acids.
ACCUUGUAGAGGAGAAAAAGAAGAGUAUAUUUGCAUAAGUUAAACGCGACCGCACCCUAGAACACUGUUGCGUUGUAAUACACAGGCUAUUCACAAUGCUGAGCCACACUCUCUCAGCUUCCUUUUGCGGCACUUCUCCAAUUUCAAAUUUUAAGCCCACCAAUUCUCUUAUGCUUUUCAACCCUUUUUCUACUUCUCUUACUUAUAAUCAACAACCCCUUGUAUCUUCUUCCAAGCUUUUCAGUUGCAGAGCUUCUUCAUCAAUGGCUGACAUUCAAGAUUCUUCACUAUAUAUAAAAAAGGAGAGUGGUGAAGCUGUUCAUGGGUUGUCGGAAACAGUUGUUGGUGUUUUGGGAGGAGGUCAAUUGGGUCGAAUGUUGUGUCAGGCAGCAUCGCAAAUGGCGAUUAAAGUUGUUAUUUUGGACCCGUUGGAGAAUUGUCCGGCUAAUACUUUAGCAGAUUAUCAUAUGGUUGGAAGCUAUAAUGAUAGUGCCACAGUUGAAGAAUUCUCUAAAAGAUGUGGAGUAGUGACAGUUGAAAUAGAGCAUGUAGAUGCCGCCACUCUGGAGAAACUUGAACAACAGGGUGUGAAUUGUCAGCCUAAAGCCUCCACAAUUCGAAUUAUUCAGGAUAAAUAUCUUCAGAAAGUCCAUUUUUCAAAACACGAUAUACCACUUCCUGAAUUUAUGCAGCUGAAUGAUAUCGAAAGUGCUAGAAGAGCAGGUGACCAAUUCGGAUAUCCUCUUAUGUUAAAGAGUAGAAAGCUGGCUUAUGAUGGUCGAGGUAAUGCUGUUGCAAAAUCAGAGAAGGAGCUUGAUUCUGCUUUAAAUGCUCUUGGCGGAUUUUCUCAUGGUUUGUACGCAGAGAAAUGGGCACCUUUUGUAAAGGAGCUAGCCGUAAUUGUUGCAAGAGGAAGAGAUGAAUCUAUUAGCUGUUAUCCAGUUGUUGAAACUAUGCACAGGGAAAACAUAUGUCAUAUUGUCAAGGCCCCUGCUAACGUACCAUGGAAGAUCAUGAAACAUGCAACUGAUGUUGCAUGCAGAGCUGUUAGCUCAUUAGAAGGUGCCGGCGUGUUUGCCGUAGAGUUGUUUUUGACUGCUGAUGGUCAGAUUUUACUAAAUGAAGUAGCUCCUAGACCUCAUAAUAGUGGCCAUCACACAAUCGAAUCUUGCUUUACAUCUCAAUAUGAGCAGCAUUUACGAGCAGUUGUUGGUCUGCCUCUUGGUGAUCCAUCAAUGAAAACUCCAGCUGCUAUGAUGUACAAUAUACUAGGAGAAGCUGAGGGAGAGCCAGGUUUCAUCAUUGCCCAUCAAAUCAUAAAAAGGGCCUUGAAAAUCCCUGGAGCAAAUGUUCAUUGGUAUGACAAACCAGAAAUGCGAAAGCAACGGAAGAUGGGCCAUAUCACAAUUGUUGGCCCCUCAUUAGGCAUUGUUGAAUCUCAGUUGAUGUCAAUGCUAACGCAGGAAAGUACUGAUAAUCAGCCUGCAGCUGCUCCACGUGUUGGGAUCAUAAUGGGUUCUGAUUCAGAUCUUCCUGUAAUGAAGGAAGCAGCAAAGAUUUUGAACGAGUUUGAUGUACCUGUUGAGGUGAGAAUAGUUUCAGCACAUCGAACCCCUGAAUUAAUGUUUUCUUAUGCUACUUCUGCAAUGGAGCGAGGAGUCCAGGUAAUAAUUGCUGGUGCUGGUGGUGCUGCUCACUUGCCAGGCAUGGUAGCUGCAUUGACGCCCUUGCCAGUAAUUGGUGUACCUGUGCGGGCUUCAGCAUUGGAUGGACUUGAUUCACUUCUCUCAAUUGUGCAGAUGCCAAGGGGUGUCCCAGUUGCUACAGUUGCAAUAAACAAUGCCACCAAUGCAGGCCUUCUUGCAGUAAGAAUGUUGGGUGUCGGUGAUGCUAACCUAAAAGCAAGAAUGGCUCAGUAUCUAGAAGACACAAGAGAUACGGUCUUGGUAAAAGCAGAGAAGUUAGAAAAAGGCGGGUGGGAAGCUUACCUCAACUCUUGAUUGCUAACAAUCUUCCAAACCACGCCUGUUCUAUUCACUGAUAUUACAUGCACAUAGUUCACAGCCAAUUCAAACAAGAGCGUCGAGAAAGUCCAUGAAAUCAUGGAUGACACGCACCCUGCAGAGAACCAGAAGCCAUUUGCAGAGACAUUACCGGCAUUCUUAAUUUCCAGGGGAAUUUGCCAUGUAAAACUAUGUAUAACAACAUUGAUACAAGUUACAACUCAUUCGAUUUUGGUAGUAUUAAUAUGUAGUGUACUAACAAUGUAUGACCAGUUUUGUUAAAGUUCUCUUAUUGUGUAA